Messenger RNA from Haplochromis burtoni (Burton's mouthbrooder), 1068 nucleotides. It is a transcript of the gene id1, whose product is annotated as inhibitor of DNA binding 1, HLH protein. Gene Ontology annotation, cellular component: cytoplasm; nucleus. The transcript has 2 exons. Gene Ontology annotation, biological process: negative regulation of transcription by RNA polymerase II; circadian regulation of gene expression; cell differentiation. The record is from RefSeq and is a predicted model, not a curated record. The coding region runs from base 118 to 513 and encodes 131 amino acids. Gene Ontology annotation, molecular function: protein dimerization activity; transcription regulator activity. NCBI's taxonomy places the organism in Eukaryota, Metazoa, Chordata, Actinopteri, Cichliformes, Cichlidae.
AGGUUCGCCCAUGUGGAUGUUGCGAACUGUCAACAUUGCGUUGCUAUCAGUCCUGAAAAAGGAGACCAACCCAAUAACUCUUCUUUCUCGUCAUUUUUGGAAGCUACACUAAUCAAGAUGAAGGUUGUCGGAUCUACCUGUGCCCUGAAGAGCAAAGGCGAGGACGUGGUGCGCUGCCUGUCCGAUCAGAGCCUGACCAUCUCCAAGUGCAAGAUCCCGCUGCUGGACGAGCAGAUGAGCGUAUUCCUCCAGGACAUGAACAGCUGCUACAGCAAACUGAAGGAGCUCGUGCCCACUCUGCCGACAAACAAGAAGGCUAGCAAAGUGGAGAUCUUGCAGCACGUCAUUGACUACAUCUGGGACCUGCAGGUCGAGCUGGACGAGCCGGAGAAGAGCCGCCAGCACACCGUCAGCAGCGUGCCCCGCACGCCGCUUACCACCCUGAACGCAGAGCUCGCCAGCAUCUCAGUGGAGCAGAACGGAUGCUCAGAUGACAGGAUCAUGUGUCGUUAAGAGCUCUUGGAGCAUCGCCCCAUCACAUCACAUCAACCACAGCGAGGGGAUGAACAAGGCUACUUGAUGUGACUUCUCGAACCGCAUCAAGAAUUACAACCUUGGAACUGUGUAGGGACGUUUCGUACUCCCAGUGUUAGAUAACAAGUUGUGUGGACAUUCUGCGGCGACGAGCCUCUCUUUUGUCGCUUAACGGUUCUCGAUUUAUAAGAGGGUCACGGGACGAGAGGAAGAUGAACAGAGAGUGUCCAGAUAUAGACUGGGUUAGCCAGGGGACCAAGAGAAGUUCAGCGCAACCGGCAUCGCCCGUUGCUUGCAGAGUUUCUAAAGAAAGCUAACGUUUCUGUUACUGCUCUUUGUAUUUUGUGUAAACCAUGUAGAGGAUUCAACAUUUUUUGUAAAAGAUUUAAAAAGAAAAAAAAGUUAAUUUCUCAGAUUCCUGAGCGACAAACUGUAUUGUAUAUUACAAUGCCACAAUAUGUGAAGAUAUUGUUUUCUUACAAUGUACAUUAUUUGGUGUUUUUAUUAAAACAAGAUCAUUAUUUUUGAACAAGA